UUAUCAGAAUGGAUGAAGAAAUUUUUGCGAAUAUUUGUGAAAAUGUUCGUUGCACGCUUCUGGCCGCCGACAUGGAUAAAUUAAACUAUGUGCGUGAGCUACAGGCACGAGUUCAGUAUCAGAAGGUUUUCACUAAAGUCCUUGGCUCUGAUGACUACGUUGACGAAAUUGAGAGCGAGUGGAUGACACGAGUUCGCGAAUACAGCUCGGAGAAGCAAUCGUCUGAGGAUUUGUACGAAGCUGAGUUAGAAGCGGAAGAAAAGCUAUUGGAGACAGAGGAGGAGGAGGAAGAAGAAAAGGCAACUAUUGAAAGUCUAUUGAAGUCUAUUGAAAGUGAGGAAGAACUAGACGUGGACGUAUGGCAGGGUUACUUUAAGGGCUAUCAGAUUAUGAGUGAGAGCCAAGAGAGCGCCCUUGGCGAUAGCAAAAAAUGCAUCGAACUGGUGAAUGGAGAGUGCGACGCGUCUAUAGACACAUAUUUGCGCGCUGGCAUUCGUUGCUUUGCUAUCGAUCUCUUCUAUGGAACUUUCGUCGAAAAUCAGAGUCUUAUUUUGCGUCUGCGCGAAAGUGAGUUAAGCUACUCAAAAGAAAUCGGCUUCCCUAUUUCGUCCACAAUCUUCGCCAAACUCAGUCCACGUCUGCAGUAUACUGGCUUGAUGGAACCACCCGACCUGGUUGUGAUACUUAACAAAGGUGAUGAAAUCAUGCUGACCAAUAAGCGCGAAUGGUCGACACACUGCUCCAAGAAGCGCGUCUACGUCAAUGCGGGCUUCCUUUUCCAUGAGGUGAAUAUUUUCGACUACAUAUGCAUCGGGUGCGAUGUACAGGUAUCUGUCCGCAAGAAGGACGCUAAUCUGCGAUGCGUAGUUGAAGUGGGCGGUGAAAUCAGGUCGCGGCUACCUGUGCUCUUUCCAUCGCACUGCAGCAAGUUCCUAGCUUCACAGGAGGAAUUAGAGGAUAUUACAUUCUGCAAGGAGGUGGGCAUAAAUGUGCUUGUGUCGUAUAUUGGCGGCACACAGGAGUACUUUGAUAAUUUGCAGUACGCAUUGAAAACGCUGGGAUGUGAGAAUAUACGCCUCUAUGCGCGAAUUGUGAUCAACGAGGUAAAAGGCUGCGACACCGACGUCAAUUGGAUGGCCGAGCACUAUGAUGGUUUCGUCAUUGCCUUAAGUCCUUCUCAGCAGCAUCCAGAGUCGGCCAUACUGCACCUUUGUCCGGCCGCUGAAGAGCUCAUGAAGCGUGCGUAUCUGCUGCAGAAAGUGAUUGUUUUGGAACCCAGUUUGAUCGCUAACAAGCAGCUAAUUGUCGAACCAGCACACUAUCGCCACAUAUUUCUCUACCCCGACAAAUACAUUAUGCCAUGUGAUCACACACAAAGCUCGUUUCACUUCUUCUACCUGCAGAACUCGAUCUCCGAGUUGCUGAUCGAGGAGGCGCUUAGUAAGGUGGCAUACUGCGAUCGAUCGCUUACAGGCAGCGAUUCCCUGGCGCGCUCCGUGGUCUGCGCUUCAUACGAAAUGAACGCUCCGCUGAUAUUCGUUUGCUCUCUGACAGGUCGCAUGGCCGCGAAGAUCGCCCACUUUCGCCCGAAGGCCCACAUCAUUUUAAUAACGCGCAUGAAAUCCGCCGAAACGUUCAUUUCGAUGCAUCACAACGUCAGUUUACUGUACUAUAACGGCAAGGCGGACGAAAAUUGCUACCGCUCGCUGUACAAACACUUGCUCUUCGGAUUGCUGACCAAGGAUCGCUUCCUUGUUCGCCAUGCCAUUGAAGAGGCCAGCACGAUUUUAGGUUGUCGCAGGGAUAACGAGCUUUAA
Rhagoletis zephyria (snowberry fruit fly) is the source of this 1817-nucleotide messenger RNA. RefSeq lists its product as uncharacterized. Lineage: Eukaryota; Metazoa; Arthropoda; Insecta; Diptera; Tephritidae. Gene Ontology annotation, biological process: glycolytic process. The record is from RefSeq and is a predicted model, not a curated record. Gene Ontology annotation, molecular function: pyruvate kinase activity; magnesium ion binding; potassium ion binding.